AUGUCGCUACUGAGAUUAGUCGUUUCCACCAUCGCCAUUAUAGCUAGCUGUGAAGCUAGCGGGUUUGGCCACGUCGUACCGGCAAUAAAAUCAACAUCAGUCGUGCGAUACGCACCUUUCUACAGCUUCCCUAAUGGAGUGCGGUCAAUUCACGCAGUCCUACCAGCAGUGGCCCCAGUAGCCCCAGUUGUUCGAGCUUUUGCUCCAGCGCCUUUGUUACCAGCGCCAGUAGCUGCUCCGGUUUUGCCAGCACCUCCACCACUGUUUCCAGCUCGUGUAUUGCCAGCGCCUGCUUUCCCUGCUCCAGUUUUCCGUACUCCAUUUAUACCAGCACCAAUUCCAGUACCAUUACCAGCUCCAGUUUUUGCGCCCGCACCAGUGUUUCCACAUAGUAUUCCUGCGGCCGCUCCUGUUUAUCCUGCAUUCCCUAGAUUUGGCCCUAUUCCUACUUUGUCUGCGGCACAGUUCUAUGCUAGACCUGUGCCAGCAGUAUCUACUGUGCCUUUUUCACCUAUUGUUAGAGCUGUCGCUCCUGCAGUGUUACCAGCUCCAGCGCCAGUAUAUCCUGCCCCAGUGUUUGCACCUUCACCUUAUGGCCUAACAAGAACUGUAGCCUACCCAGCUCCUGCACCCUUUUUACCUGCCCCUUUAAUAAAACAUGCACAAGCGUGGAAAUGA
Molecule: messenger RNA, 678 nt
Organism: Pararge aegeria (speckled wood butterfly)
Lineage: Eukaryota; Metazoa; Arthropoda; Insecta; Lepidoptera; Nymphalidae
Gene: CPH20
Product: predicted GPI-anchored protein 58
Exons: 2
Coding region: 1-678 (225 amino acids)
Source: RefSeq, a predicted model, not a curated record